AUGAAUGUGCUGUGGAUGAGCACAGACAGUUUAGAAAAACCUAUGGAUCUUCAAUUGGAACAGAUGCCUCUGAGUCCUGCUUAUGUGGCUCUCAGCCAAGAAAAACUCAAGAAAAUUAUGAACAUGGUAAAAAAUAAAGAAUUGAGCAUCCAAGGAGCCUUGGAAUUGGCAGAAAAAGAGAAGGGCCCUGAAGAGGAAGGGAUGGAAUUGCAUGACCCAUUGGCUUCCCAGGAUUUCUUGACUGCCACCCAAUUCAACUUCAUCAUCCGGAAAUACAAAAGAUACAGAUGGCAGAAACGGAUUUUACAGAUUGAUUUAAACACCAAGACAAUUUUUAACAUUGAGAAUGGUAUCAUCAGAAAACAGUUCCCAUUUUCUCAAAUCAAGUCCUGGGAAGAUGGAGAGGGGACCCGGUUUAACAUUGCAUUUCACGGACGCCAAGAUUAUGAACUAGAGGCAACUUCCCUAGAAGACAAAAGGAAACUGAUGCAUCUUUUGGAUAAGAUCCUAUGGAAAUCUGCAGAAUCCCCUUUGGGACAGAUUGACCAGCAUGAUGGAGCUGUGCAUGAAGGCUUGCUAGAACUGGAGCAAAAUGGUCUGGAAGCUGCUAAAUGGGUCAAGUGUUUGGUACAGCUCCAUAAAAGACAACUCAUACUGUAUCCUCUUGACCUCAAUGAAGAGAAUGAGAAAACUGAUCUGGAGGCAAAAAUAGUACAGUUGUUGGAUGUGAGAGUCCAUAAAGAAAACCAAUAUGAUGAAUUUUCAAUCCAGGCUAAAAAAGACAAUUAUUUAUUCCGAAUUCCUGCCACAACCCUGAUUAGAAAAAUGGAGGAUGUCACUGAGAUGAGGGACAGAUGGGUCACCCUCAUCAGCCAGUAUUGUGCAUACUCUCUGACUUAUCCAGACCAUCAGUCUAAAUUUCAGGAUGGAAGUUCAUGUGCAGAGACCAGCCUGGCCUCCAAACAUGAGAUCAGUAAAGAUGGCCCUGGCAUAUUUCCAGGAGGAAAGGAGAAAGAAUCAGUAUCUUUGCUGGUUGCAGAUUCCUCCACAACUUCACUGAAUGUAGUUCCAACUUUCAAUUAUGUGUCGGGAUCCCAAAGGAGAACCUCAAUAGCACAGGAUAUUUCAGAUCUACUCCAUCUCCAACCGUGUCUCUCCAUAGUCCAGGGAGGUCCACCUCUUCCUGCCAGCCUUCCAUCUGUUAACCCCAUUCCAGCCACUGAAAGAACAAAAGCUUUUCACUGGGAUAUUGUUCCUCAUGACAAGAUUCAAAAAUCCAUCUGGUCAACAUGUGACCCCCAGAAGAGAAAAAUCGAUGUGACAAGACUCUAUGACCAGUUCCACACUCUGAAUACCCCUGUGAUGUUGAACAGUAAUUUAUUAGGGAGCCAACAUCUUCUUUUAGAUCACAAAGUUGCCCACAACUUCAGUAUCUUUCUCAGAAAUUUUCACCUAAAACCUAAAGAACUACAGGGAAGACUCUAUAUUCUUCAUGAAGAAGCUGGUGGGCUUGCCUAUGAACAUAUUACAACACUCAGAAGAUAUGUUCCAACAAUUAAAGACAUUGAAAGGUACCAUUCUUAUCAGGGAUCCUCUUCAGAACUACACCUUGUUGACCAGUUUAUGUUAGAGAUGUGUAAAAUUCCUCAUUUAGACCAAAGGUUGGAGCUCUUGCUUAUGAUAAGAGAACUUCCAGGGUAUGUGAAAGAUCUUCAGCCUCUAUUAAACCAGAAAAUCCGAGCCUGCCAACAGUUGAAAGCCAGCCAGAUGUUUGUGGCUGUAUUAGAAUAUCUCUUAGCCAUCGGUAACUACUUAAAUGAGAAGGCUGGGAAAGAGAAAGCCAGAGGAUUUCGAUUAUCUUCUCUUUCUAAAUUGUCUCUGCUUCGAGGCAAGGAGAAGAAGUUCACCUUGGUCCAUGCCCUUGUGGAGCAGAUCCUCUUAUAUCAGCCCCAUUUGGCCAAGUUUCCUCAGGAACUAAUGGAAUUUGAAGAUGCUCCUGGAGCUUCUAUCAAAGGCCUCAUUGCUGAAGUGGAUGUUUUAAGGAAAGAAUUAGAAAAAAUUAUUCACUAUAAGAAGAUUAUCCAACCUAAGACUCUCCAACUUUCGGAACAGGAGAGCCAGUUCCAUCAAGAUCUUAAGGAUCUAAUUCAGAAAUAUGAAGGGGACCUUUGUCAGCUGUCAAAAAGAUGUGAUGAAAUGAAGAAACUCUAUGGUGACAUUCUGGAGCGGUUUGGGGAACGACCAGACCAGGACUCCCAAGAGCUCUUUGGAUGGAUAUCUGCCUUUGUUAGAGAAUUUAGAAAAGCCCAAGCAGAUCUGAAUCUUCAUGUGCCAAAGUAGCCAUCAUAUCAAGUCCUCCUCCUUUUCCUCCUCAGUUCUGAGUCUGUGAUUAUAGGAUGAUUCAUCAGUGCUUCUGUUUCAUCUCAGCUGUUUAUGAAGAUAUUGCUAAGAUGGUAUUAUAUUUC
Sarcophilus harrisii (Tasmanian devil) is the source of this 2465-nucleotide messenger RNA. RefSeq lists its product as uncharacterized. The record is from RefSeq and is a predicted model, not a curated record. The transcript has 17 exons. The coding region runs from base 1 to 2340 and encodes 779 amino acids. NCBI's taxonomy places the organism in Eukaryota, Metazoa, Chordata, Mammalia, Dasyuromorphia, Dasyuridae.